AUGGAUACCUCCAGCUCUUCUCUUCAGCUCCAAGACAGCGGUGCUUUCCUGUUUGACUGUGAGAAGCUUCUGGAUCAGAGCUACGCUGUAUCAGAUGCGGGCUACUACAGCGCCUGCAGCAGCCUGUCUCCAGCCUCUUCCAUAGAUUCCUGCGGCUUCUCCCCUUCAGCUUACCCUUGUGGAGUGGGACAGGACAUACCCCAGAUCUUCCCACACUACAGCAUCACCACCCAGGAGAAGAACAAGGUCCAGCCACCCAAGAGAACUGGGCGGCCAAGGUCAAAAUUCCCUGGAGUGAAACGGCAAACCGCAAGUGAGCGGGAGAAGCUGAGGAUGAGGGAUCUGACCAAAGCUCUUCAUCACCUCAGGACGUACCUGCCUCCGUCGGUGGCUCCUGUCGGAAAAACCUUGACCAAGAUCGAGACGCUGCGGCUCACUAUCCAGUACAUCUCUUGCCUGUCUGCUCAGCUCGAACUUAGUGAAGACGAGGUUAAUUGUGGAGCUCAGGCCGAGGUCAAUGCUGCAUCAACCAUCUUUGACAGCUUCACUGCGACCCCUUCAGUUACUCAAAGUUUACCAGCUCAGCAGUUCCCAUCUAUGACCUGUUAUCAGACUCAGAAUCCAGUCGAAGGCGAACUUCUAUCCUUCCCAGCUCAGGACUGUUGGUUUCUUGAGCAACACAAUUUCUUCCACGGAGAGUGCUGA
This is a messenger RNA of Sinocyclocheilus grahami, 705 nucleotides long. RefSeq names its product mesoderm posterior protein 2-like. Gene Ontology annotation, cellular component: nucleus. Gene Ontology annotation, molecular function: RNA polymerase II cis-regulatory region sequence-specific DNA binding; DNA-binding transcription factor activity, RNA polymerase II-specific; protein dimerization activity. The coding region runs from base 1 to 705 and encodes 234 amino acids. Gene Ontology annotation, biological process: mesoderm formation; regulation of transcription by RNA polymerase II; somite rostral/caudal axis specification. The record is from RefSeq and is a predicted model, not a curated record. The transcript is spliced from 2 exons. NCBI's taxonomy places the organism in Eukaryota, Metazoa, Chordata, Actinopteri, Cypriniformes, Cyprinidae.